Dracunculus medinensis (Guinea worm) is the source of this 1386-nucleotide messenger RNA. Lineage: Eukaryota; Metazoa; Nematoda; Chromadorea; Rhabditida; Dracunculidae. The record is from the annotation of a GenBank genome assembly.
AUGUUCUCUUCAACAAGUCGUAACUUCAUUAAGGGAUUUGUGUCCAAUUCGGCAAACCGUCCAUUGAUUGCCGUUUGUCAGUUGACAUCGACGCACGACGUUGAGCAAAAUUUUCGCAUCAUUUCGACGAUGAUCGAGCGCGCUAAACAGCGAAACGCACAAAUGGUGUUUCUCCCUGAAUGUUUCGAUUAUGUUGGAAGGACUCGAGAAGAAAACAUAUCUUUGGCAGUGGAUGAAGAAGGCGAAUAUAUUGGUCGUUAUCGGCAGUUGGCGAAAACUUCUGGACUGUGGAUCUCAUUGGGUGGUUUCCAUCAUAAGGAUCCAAAUAAUAUCGGCAAACCGUUUAAUACUCAUCUAAUAAUAGAUAAUGAAGGGCGGACGCGUGGCAGAUACCAGAAAUUACAUCUUUUUGAUUUAGACAUCCCAGGAAAAGUUCGCCUUGUCGAAAGCGAGUUUUCAUCAGCUGGAAAUAAAAUUGAAAGGCCUGUUCAAACUCCUAUCGGUAAUGUUGCUUUGUCUAUUUGUUAUGAUGUACGUUUUUCUGAAUUGGCACUAUUACAUCGUCAUAAUGGAGCACAUAUUUUAACGUAUCCGUCUGCAUUUACACUUAAUACAGGACUUGCUCAUUGGGAGACUUUAUUAAGAGCGCGAGCAAUUGAAACGCAAUGCUUUGUUGUGGCUGCUGCACAAACAGGAAAGCAUAAUGAAAAACGAGUCUCCUACGGACAUUCAAUGGUUGUUGAUCCUUGGGGAACAAUUAUAGCCCAGUGCUCAGAUGUCAUGGAUAUGUGCUUUUGUGAGAUAUCUUUGGACUAUUUAAAUGAAGUGCGAGCAGUCCAACCAGUUUUUUCUCAUCGGCGAAAUGAUCUAUAUUGCCUGAUAGCCCAUGAAAAACAAGAAAUUGGGGAUAAAUCAUUUACCUUUGGUGAUAAUAUCAUUGAUGCUGAUUAUGUUUUUUAUCAAAGUUCUCACUGUUUUGCAUUUGUUAAUCACAGUCCUGUUCUACCCGGUCGUAAAUAUCAUACCAAUUUAGAUGUGUUAGUGUGUCCAAAGCGUCAAGUUAUACGUUUGUUAGAAUUGGAAGAUUUUGAAACAGCUGAUAUUUUUAUGGCUGCGAAACGAAUUCAGACGAUUUUAGAAGCACACUAUUCAGCUUCUUCAUCAAGUGUUUGCGUUCAAGAUGGUCCUGAUUCUGGGCAAACUAUUAAGCAUGUUCACGUUCACAUUUUACCUCGUAAAAAAGGCGAUUUUGAUGGAAAUCCUGAUAGAUUAUAUAAAGAGUUAGUUGAACAUGAUAAAUCUGGUAAAGUAAAACAAAUCAGAAAUGCUGAAUCGAUGAGAGAAGAAGCUGCUACAUAUCGAAAUUUGCUCAGUUAUUCAGCUUAA